AUGGAAGGAUCAAAAAUCAUUGAUACUCCUAUUGCCACAGCUACUCGUCUGGACAUGGUUGAACCUGGUUCCUCUAUGGAUGAGACCAUGUAUAGAGGUAUCAUAGGAUCACUCCUGUAUUUCACAGUAAGCAUACCAAAUAUUGUUUUUAGUGUGGGUCUUUGUGCUAGGUUUCAAUCUAAUCCAAAGGAAUCUCAUUUGAAGACAGUCAAGAGAAUCCUGAGAUAUCUCAAAGGGACACAGGACUUGGUUCUCUACUAUCCCUUAGGAGACAAUUUUGAUUUAAUUGGGUAUGUAGAUUCUGACUACACUGGGUAUCUAGUGGAUAGGAAAAGCACUUCUGGCAUGGCACAUUUUCAGGGUUCAUAUCUGAUUUUAUGGGGGUACAAGAAAACAAAACUCAGUGGCCCUCUCAACUGCAGAAGCUGA
Nicotiana tabacum (common tobacco) is the source of this 429-nucleotide messenger RNA. Its product is annotated as secreted RxLR effector protein 161-like. The record is from RefSeq and is a predicted model, not a curated record. NCBI's taxonomy places the organism in Eukaryota, Viridiplantae, Streptophyta, Magnoliopsida, Solanales, Solanaceae.